CUAUUAGCAGAGGCGACGCCGCACUAAUGACAUGGAAACUAAUAAACAAGUAACCAGAUGAAAUCUUUUGUUUGAAUACAAAGAUACGCGAAGAAACCCAAACCUUUAUGAGACAAACGCGCAGUCUGCUCUUCCUAUGAGUAUUUAAGCAAAGACGGAAGUAAACGACCGGUGACUGUUUCGCUUCGCUGUGUCUGUGUCUAGCUUGACUCGGAGCGGGUGGUUGUUCAGGAGGGAAACUUUACAAGGUUUAACGGGAUUUGAGCACGAAUAAUUCAUUUCGCUUAAUUACCAGAGCCAGUGCAGCCAUACUGAAAGGAGUCCACAAAUCAUGUCAGGCAUUGCAUUGAGCCGGCUUGCCCAGGAGCGCAAGGCAUGGCGGAAGGACCAUCCUUUUGGAUUUGUUGCUGUACCAACAAAAAAUCCAGAUGGAACCAUGAAUCUCAUGAAUUGGGAAUGUGCUAUUCCUGGCAAGAAGGGGACUCCAUGGGAAGGAGGCCUCUUCAAACUGCGCAUGUUGUUCAAGGAUGACUAUCCUUCUUCACCUCCAAAAUGUAAAUUUGAGCCUCCACUCUUCCAUCCAAAUGUGUAUCCAUCAGGCACAGUAUGCCUAUCUAUUCUAGAGGAGGACAAGGACUGGAGACCGGCCAUCACAAUAAAGCAGAUCUUAUUAGGUAUCCAGGAACUCCUAAAUGAGCCAAAUAUCCAGGAUCCAGCCCAAGCAGAGGCUUACACAAUCUACUGCCAAAACAGAGUAGAAUAUGAAAAAAGAGUUCGAGCACAAGCCAAAAAAUUCUCCCCCUCGUAAGGGCGAAGACUUUCUCCGCUGUGGCAGAAGGAAUGGGUUUAACAAGAAUCACCUCCCCGCUCAGUCUCUCAAUGAAUGUGCUCCUCUCACAUCGGGACUUGCUUAAAGACUUCUAUUUAAACUCCACACAUUCUGUGCCAUCCGCUCUCCUCUGACCCAUCAUUUUUUGUUCUUAAUUGCCGGUUGGUGCAUAAUGCUGGGAGGGGAUGGGUGCCUCAGCACCCUGGUUAUUUCUUUUUAAACAUUAAUUGUCUUAUGUGGUGCAAGGGACACAGCUCGGUACCAGUUUCAUCAACUCGGCAAGCUGGCUGUCAUCAAUGUUCAAGGAAGAAAAUGUCUUUUCGUUUUAUUUUUGCUCUUUCACAGGGUCUAUUCCUUUUAUGUUUCCCCCUUUAUUUUCCAUAAAAUUAAUGUAAAAUUAGCUUAUUUCAUUGUCAGUAUUUCAACUGCUGUAUAAUGAAUGGCACUUUUAUACUGUUGUAUCUCACUAGUGUCUCUAGAUGGCUCUGUCUAAUUCUUUUUUCCCAGGUUUUCUAUUCAGCAUGCUGUAAUAUAUUAUAGAAUCUGCUGCCUUGGCUGUCUUUUUGUUAUUCAGAGUGUGUGCUAUGGAAUAAAUAAAAAUGGCCACAAUGACUGAGGCAGGUAGGCUUACUUCUGUAUCAGACUUUAAGGUUAUAUGGUGCUUUGUUCAUGUAUGUGUUGGCGUAAAUAAAACUUUCUACAAAA
This is a messenger RNA of Lates calcarifer (barramundi perch), 1534 nucleotides long. RefSeq names its product ubiquitin-conjugating enzyme E2Ib (gene ube2ib). The record is from RefSeq and is a predicted model, not a curated record. Gene Ontology annotation, cellular component: nucleus. NCBI's taxonomy places the organism in Eukaryota, Metazoa, Chordata, Actinopteri, Centropomidae. The transcript is spliced from 7 exons. Gene Ontology annotation, biological process: protein sumoylation. Gene Ontology annotation, molecular function: SUMO conjugating enzyme activity. Bases 332 to 808 code for a protein of 158 amino acids.